Molecule: messenger RNA, 3295 nt
Organism: Rhea pennata
Lineage: Eukaryota; Metazoa; Chordata; Aves; Rheiformes; Rheidae
Gene: MKNK1
Product: MAPK interacting serine/threonine kinase 1
Exons: 16
Coding region: 480-1718 (412 amino acids)
Biological process (GO): intracellular signal transduction; protein autophosphorylation; peptidyl-serine phosphorylation
Cellular component (GO): cytoplasm; nucleus
Molecular function (GO): calcium/calmodulin-dependent protein kinase activity; calcium-dependent protein serine/threonine kinase activity; ATP binding
Source: RefSeq, a predicted model, not a curated record
GCCCGCGCGGCCGCGCGCAUGCGCUUUCCCUCUCUACGGAGCCUGCGCUCCCGCCGCGGGAGCGGCGCGCGCCAUGGAGCCUAUAAAGCUUCGCUGAUUUCUAUUAAGAUUUCUGGAGCAGAAGAAGCCUGGACAAAGGAAGGCAAGUGAGCGUGUCGUUUGACCGUUCACAAGCAAUCUUCUGAACAAACAUCUUUAUGCCUUGUAGGUGCUGGAUGGAAGUAAGGCAAAAAUAUGCUUGCGGAGCUGAAGAUCUUCCACUACAGGUUUAAGGUUUACACUUUAAAAGUAGCAAGAGAGCCAGCUGGGGCUAGAGAAGCUGAUUGGUGAUGCAGAAUCUUCUGAGAGUUCUUGAUGCCAUCAGGUGUGGAAGAGGAACAACCCUGCUAAGGCAAGACCCAAUUUUGAAGGAGAUGGUAGUACUCAAAAUCACUGCUUGAACUGCUUUCUUUUGCUGAAUUCAAACGCACAAACAAGAGAUGGUCAGCAGUCAGCCUGUCCCCAUAGCAGACAGUGGGAAAAAGAAAAAGAAAAAAAGAACCAGAGCCACAGAUCAUGUCCCUGGAAAGUUUGAAGACUUGUACAAGCUGACUGCUGAGCUCCUUGGUGAAGGAGCAUAUGCUAAAGUUCAAGGUGCUGUCAGUCUCCAAACUGGGAAAGAAUAUGCAGUAAAAAUCAUUGAAAAAAAUGCUGGACACAGUCGGAGUCGGGUUUUUCGGGAAAUAGAAACGCUGUACCAGUGUCAGGGUAAUAAGAACAUUUUGGAGUUAAUAGAGUUUUUUGAAGAUGACACGAGAUACUACCUUGUCUUUGAGAAGCUGCGAGGAGGUUCGAUAUUGGCCCAUAUACAAAAGCGGAAGCAAUUUAAUGAACGAGAAGCAAGCAAAGUGGUGAGAGAUAUUGCCUCUGCUCUGAAUUUUCUUCAUACAAAAGGUAUUGCUCACAGAGACCUGAAACCUGAAAACAUCCUGUGUGAAUCUCCAGAAAAGGUGUCACCAGUAAAAAUAUGUGACUUUGAUCUUGGUAGUGGGGUUAAGCUGAACAGUGCGUGUACUCCAAUAACUACUCCAGAGUUAACUACGCCGUGUGGGUCUGCAGAAUACAUGGCACCUGAAGUGGUUGAAGUCUUCACAGAGGAGGCCACGUUCUACGAUAAGCGCUGUGAUCUUUGGAGCCUGGGAGUGAUUCUGUACAUCAUGCUCAGUGGUUACCCCCCUUUUGUGGGCAACUGUGGCACAGACUGUGGCUGGGACAGAGGAGAAGUCUGCAGAGUUUGCCAGAACAAGCUCUUUGAGAGCAUUCAGGAAGGAAAAUAUGAGUUUCCUGACAAGGACUGGUCACAUAUAUCCUCUGAUGCCAAAGAUCUCAUCUCAAAGUUGCUGGUUCGUGAUGCCAAAGAACGACUUAGUGCUGCUCAAGUUUUGCAACAUUCAUGGGUUCAAGGACAGGCUCCUGAGAGGGGAUUACCUACGCCACAAGUUCUUCAAAGGAAUAGCAGCACAAAAGACCUGACACUUUUUGCUGCUGAGGCUAUAGCCCUUAACCGCCAGUUAUCUCAGCAUGAGAGUGAGCUCAACAUGGAGCAGGAGAACAUUGCACAUGCUGUAUGUUCCAUGAAGCUUUCUCCACCAUCUAAGUCCCGCCUCGCCAAGCGCAGAGCAAUGACGCAGGCCACCAAAAAUGAUGACUUCCAGCCAGUUCCCCAUAAAGCCUUUUAAACUUCUUUCGCGCUAUGGAUUGGCAAGAUUGGCCUGUUUUCUUGUUUGGAUCUUCAGCACCUAUCAAAGCUUCUCUAUUUCUGACUUUUGAUUAGAAGCUUGCUCUUUUGAAGCAUCUCAUAACUUUAAGGGGAUAACUUUUUAUGGGAAUGUUUCUUUGCCUGUCAGAUUUGGUGCAUUAAGAUAAUGUAACUGAUCUUUUUAAACUAGAGAAGAUGUUUGCUGCUAAGUUAUCUGAGGUGGUAAAUCACUAAGCUUUCUUUGUUUUAUCCUUUAAGGAACACACUCUAAAAUGCAAACUUGAAAAUGCCGGAAAAAAGGCUUUUCUUGCUUUGCCUGGCAAAGUGUCAAAGCUCCCUACCUAUGACUGCUGUCUUUGAUGGUAAAUCUUCCAAGGCGCUACUGCUAGUGUGAGCAGCAGGGGCUGUUUCCAACCAACAGUGCCCUUUUCUCUGUACCCUCAGGAAACAAUGACGAUUAGGUGAAUCUCUGUCACCAUUACCUUCAUCGGGCUUAAAUUGUGUGUGGAUGAUAUUGUAAAGGUCCAAGCGUUUGUCAGGCUUGUAGAGAUGGAGGGAACAGGGUUACCUUUUUUUCUUUUCUUUUUUUUCCCCUUCUCCUGUGGAUGGUUUGUACAUCAGCAUGUGGGACAAAAGCUGGAAGAAGGUGGUAUUUCUUUGACAUCUUUUUGUUCUCUUGAGUAGAACAUGUGCCAUUCUCAGUUUUCUUUAUCCUGUGUGCCCUUCUCUUACUGUUACAUUGUUAAAUCCAAUACCAUGAUAUAACAGAUGAGUUUGCUUAGUGUCUGUUUUUUCCACAUUAAUGCUAUCCUCAGUUAUACUUUUCUGCUUUUAAACUCAUAUCACUCAAGUUCUUCUGUAUUGCAUUAUCUGGAGUUCUUAAUGUGAAUGGACAGGCUUCAGUAAAUUUUGGUGUGUGAAUAAUUAAGAAUUUCCAAAAGCAAAGGUACGUUUGUGAAUAAACAGUGCUGCAGCUGUGGUAGUUGGCCUCCUGCAGUGAUCAGGCCAGAUAGGUAAAAUUCAGAUUCUCGUUCUAGUGCUGCGGUGCCCUGGAGCUUAGGAGUAAUUUGAAAAGGUACUGUCUGAACGGCUGAAGGUUUUGGAUGACCAGAGUGAGGUCCCUGUAGAAAAGGAUGCCAGUGUUGAGCACUUUCUGAAAUGUAAGCUGUGAAAAUUGGGCCACUAAGGUGCCCCAUAUGAUGCAUCUUAGACUUGCCAGCUGUUUCUGAAGACGUUUGCUGGUGUGCAAGGUGGGGAGAGGGAGGAGGCUUCCAAGUGCUAGCACAAACCUUUCCAAGCAGCAUGAGAAGGAAUAAAGUAGCUGAUCCAACAAGCAGUUGGAAAUUGAGGAGUCAAAGCUGAGUAUCUUUGGCCUAUUCAGAGUGGUUUUACAGUAUCUUUUAGCAGUGUGCAUAUGAAUAUUUUUAUACAACAUGCUGUAUUUUGUGAUUAAUAUUAAAGUUCUUAUUUAAAUUAUUUUAUACAUUGUGUCAGUGAAGGGAUUAUGAAAUGUAUUUGCCUUUGUUUUUAUUAAAAUGUUUUAAGUUAUAGAGUUAA